Molecule: messenger RNA, 1683 nt
Organism: Cyclopterus lumpus (lumpfish)
Lineage: Eukaryota; Metazoa; Chordata; Actinopteri; Perciformes; Cyclopteridae
Product: solute carrier family 22 member 5-like
Exons: 11
Coding region: 1-1683 (560 amino acids)
Biological process (GO): transmembrane transport
Cellular component (GO): membrane
Molecular function (GO): transmembrane transporter activity
Source: RefSeq, a predicted model, not a curated record
AUGCAGGACUACGAGGAGUCCGUGUCGUUUUUGGGGACCUGGGGCUCGUUCCAGAAGAGAGUCUUCUUCCUGCUCUGUCUCACCAUCAUCCCAAGUGGAUACAACCUGCUGUCCGUCAUCUUCCUGCUGGCUACGCCCCAACACCACUGCUCCAUCCCCCACCACAGCAACCUAAGCCAGGACUGGAUCCAGGCCAGCAUCCAGGAACAGCAGGUGGCCGGGCGGCUGGAGAGGAGCAGUUGUAGCCGGUACCAGCUGGACCUGGUUCCCAGUCUGGAUCUGGUCCGCAACCUGUCAAGUCCAGAGGUCCUCCUCUCCAACCUGACACAGGAGGGCUGUAAAGAUGGAUGGACCUACAGUACUGAGCACUACCAGUCUACUGUAGUCAGUGAGUUUAACCUGGUGUGCAGCGACCAGUGGAAACAGCCGCUGACCUCCCUCGUCUACUUCCUGGGAGGAUUGUCCGGAUGCUUCAUCUCUGGACAGAUCUCUGACCGGUUUGGCAGGAAGCCGGUACUGUUCGGUGCCAUCAUCGCGAUGAGCAUCUUCAGCAGCGCGUUGGCCUUCGCUCCGUCCUGGCCCGUCUUUAUCGCGCUCUUCUUCAUGCUGGGCCUGGGUCAGCUCACCUGCUACAUAGCUGUGUUUGUACUGGGCUCAGAGAUCCUGAUGGGUCCAAUCAGAGUUCUCUUCUCCAGCCUGUGCAUGCCGUGGGCCUACCUGUUAGGUGUAAUGAUGCUGCCCGUCACUGCCUACCUGGUCAGGAGCUGGAGACACCUGUCUCUGGCGAUGGCUGUGCCAGGCCUGGCCUGUAUCCCCCUCUGGUGGUUGAUUCCGGAGUCGCCGCGCUGGUUGGUGUCUUGUGGCCGUAUACAGGAAGCAGAAUUCCUGCUGAGGUCAGCGGCUCUGGAGAACCGAGUGGAAGCUCCACAUGUCAUCUUCCUGUCAGCCAAUGUUGAAAAAGUAACAAGUGAGAAGUCCCCCGGCUUUCUGGACCUGCUGAGGACAGCAAACAUUCGACGUAUGACACUUAUUCUGUGGUUCAUAUGGUUUUCUAUCAAUAUGAGUUACUUUGGAUUGUCAUUCAACACAUCUGGUCUUAAUGGCAACCCCUUCCUGAACUACUUCCUGUUGACGGCUGUUGAGCUCCCAGCGUACGCUGCCAACUGGCUGGCGUUACGCAGUCUUCCCCGCCGCCUGUCGUAUAUCUCUUUCACCCUGCUGGGGGCGCUAGCGCUGCUGGUCAUACAGAUCACUCUAAACAGUCAACCAACUGUCACCCUGAUCCUGGUGCUGGUGGGUAAAUUUGGCAUUGUGGCCGGCAUCGGGGUGUUGUACAUGUACACCGGUGAGCUGUCUCCCACAGUCAUCAGGAACACAGCUAUGUCCACCUGUGCCAUGUUCUCCAGAGUGGGAUCCUCUGUUUCUCCAUACCUGCUGCAGCUGGCGGUUUACUAUCAGUUCCUGCCGUGGAUUGUUGUGGGUUCUCUGUCGUUGCUCAGUGUCGUGUUCUGCGUCUUCCUGCCGGAGACCUUCCGACAGCCGCUGCCCGACACUAUCCAGCAGAUGGCGGUCCCACAGCGGUUCAGGUGGCCAUGGGCCUCCACGCCUCCUCCAAAGGAAGAUGGGAAAACAACUGAAGACCCGCCUACUGCACUUGAGAUCAUCUGCACAACUCGCCUAUGA